Molecule: messenger RNA, 3494 nt
Organism: Aphanomyces invadans
Lineage: Eukaryota; Oomycota; Saprolegniomycetes; Saprolegniales; Verrucalvaceae
Exons: 17
Coding region: 22-3387 (1121 amino acids)
Source: RefSeq, a predicted model, not a curated record
GCCGCCGCUAAAAAUACCGCGAUGGAGGCGAUGCAACGUGACGAGGAUGGCGGAGACGACCCCGCCGCCGUGGUCUCACUGACGUCGGCCAGACUGCGGCACGAAGAUGCCAACUCCCCUGCGGAUGAUGUCGUUUCACCAGUUGUGGACAAGAUCGACCACCGAGCGAGAACGCAUUGUCCAGCAUGGGACAGCAAUCAAUUCACGAGCAUGAUGCAGACGGAGUUGCUGUCGUACUCACUGUCAGUGUCAGUGGGGCCACUCGCCAAUGUCAUGGAGAUCAUGGGAACGACGCUCCAGAAACAUGACGACACGCUUCAGCACCUUCUACUCCACUCUGCCGAGCUAGAUGAGGUCCAGGCCCAAACAAAUCAGGCCAUAGUUGAACAAGCCGACGUGCUGGAUAACCACUUGCAAGACGCGAUUCAAAGUGUACGCGCAGAUUUGCUGGCGCUCAUCCAUCCCCUCGAAGUGAAGGCCGAUGUCGCGGACGGCGCGAUCUGCGACAUGGUGCAACAAGUGGAAGCACUGCGCAAUCGUGGGAACCCCGGGGACAAUACCUCUCGGCCGGACGACGAUGCAGUGGCGGCUCUGGCGAAACGGUUGGACGAGAUGGAAGUUCGACUGGGUCGCCUACAGGACAGUUCUCGAGACGAACCCUACUGGAAGCAAGAAAUGGAGCAGUCCAUGCAAGCGCAACUGAGCGCUAUGCAGCAAUACAUGCAGUCGGAAUUUGACUCGGAGAGACAACGGAUUCAAGACAUCCUGAACAAGCACAGCAGCACUGGCCCGGACGAAGAAAAGCAGCACCUUCGACCCCCCACGAUGCCGCUGCCUCCCCUGCGCCGGGCACAGAGCCACCCGUCCGGCCUUGACGCUGACACCCCCGACCUGGCCUCCAUGUCGAAGAACCCAGACGCAAAAAACGACAGUGCUGUGGUGAUCCCGGUGGAGGAGUUGGCGACCAUCCACCAGCGCUUGGAUCAAGAAGAGCACCUUCUUGAAGCACUACGCCAGCAGUACGAGGCCCUCCAGGAACUCGUCAACCAAGUGCAAGCAGAUGCAACAGGGUUGGCAACUCAGCUGAGUGGUAUCAACAGCAGUGGUAGUCGAGGCGAUGCAUUGCCUCCACUGACCGCGUCGUCAAGCUCCACAGCCCUGGCAACAACGGGUGAGUUGCUCGACCAAGGAGUGGACCAAGGUGUGGUGGACGACGUAUUUCGCCCGAACGAUGCGUUGGCAGGCGAAUUGGCUCGCCAGGCGCUCAUCCUCGACGCACUGAACAAGGACGUGGCUGAGUUGCAAGCGCAGCGAUCCGCACGACAACGCGAUGUAGACAAGCAAAUGAUGGACGUGAUCAAGCAAUUGAAGGAAUUGGCCACAGCCGACGCCGUUCACACGUCGAUGAUGGACACCAAUAAGAGUUCGAUUCAAAAAGUAAAAGCCGACGUGGUCAAAGUCGCAGCUGACCUCCAAUCGCUUCUGGAAAACCAGAGUCUGCUGCAAGGCUUUCAAACGAGCGCGGGUGGUGGCAGCAGCUCGACGGACCUGUCCAUGGUGUUCGCCAAGCUGGCUGAAAUGCGCAAGGCGCAGCAAGAUGCCAACAGCGCUCUCCAGGCCAACGUGGAUUCGCUCGUGGAGCGGCAAACCAGCAACCAAGAAGCGCUUCAUGCUCUGAAAGGACAUGUUGACAGUUUGGAGGCCAAAGUCGGCUCCCACCAGACCACACUAGGCUUGCGGGACGACGAAGACGCAGAGUGGGUGAAGAAAAUGGGUCGGCAACUGGAGGCCCAGCUCGGGCAUCAAAAGGAUAUGGUCCAACGCGGUCUGCACGUGCAAGAGCGGGUUCUCACGGCGUUCUUGGAUUUGACGCAACGCGCGACCGACAUGCGGCAAGACGUUGAGAAGGCGUCUACGUCAGAUGUGCUUGGCGUGAAAGUACCCGAGAUCCAAAAACUAUUUCAAGUGUUUCAUCGCAUGGGGCCACAGAUCUCCCACGUCUUGGCACUACCGCCGCAGUCUCACGAGGCUCUCCAGCGGAUUGCACACUCGAUUGAGCUGAGCCAUUUCGCGCCAGCGGACGCCCAACCAUUAACUAGUACGGUCAGCGAGACGCACCAAAUGCUGUCGAGUUUAGAGCUCCACAACGAGAACAUGGCGAAGCAACAGGGGCAAAUUCGAACUCAACUGGAUGAGCUGUGGCAUGCAUGGAAUGCCAAAAUGCACAUGGACAUGCUUGCCAAGUACAUGAUGCUGUCCAAGGAGCUCCGUGACAUGAUCAAGCAAACGCCAAUGCGCGCAGGAGGACCGUCGUCGAACAAUCUUCACAUUGGCAAGCACAACAAUGGUAGCGGGCUUUCCGAGGCCGACACCAAAGUCCUCGAGACGAAACUCGUGUCGACAAAUCGGCGGCUCAACGACAUCGAGGAAAACUUGAGAGCGUUGAGCAAGAACAUCAUGGCGUACAAACAAGACAUGAACGACAAGGUCACGGCUGGCAACCUCUCCAAGCUCAAGUUUCAAGUGUUUUCGGAGCUGGCCAAGAUCCAUGCCGUUCUGGGGUCUGCGCGCUUUCAAGGCCAAGGGGGACAGUCGUCGUCGACACCCAUGCGGGUCUUGGACGACACUGAGAUCAAGCCAUCUUUGGACGACCAGGCCGAGCUGAUUGCUAGCUUGUGCAACGAACUCAAGCAGUCGCUCGCGGAAAAGGAAAAAGAAAAUGAGGCAGCAGCGGGCACGUCGCACCAUUCGUUGUCCAAGUUAAGCAACGAGAACGAAUUGUUCAAUGCCAAGCUCGAAGCAAUCACGGAAAAAGUUGCCGAGCUGUUUAUGAGCCUUGAAAUGCACCGGACGAAUUCGCAGCCCCGCCAUGCCAUUCCGACAUACAACCCGGGGCAAAUGCUCGACAGCUUUGCCCAAAACAUCGACGCCAAACUCGCCGAAACUCAAUCGCUCAACCGCAAGGAAAUCCACGAUAUUCGAGACGAACUUGAUGAUCUUGUUCGGCAGCGAGUGGCCAAGGCAAUGGAAACCUUGCAAGGCCCAAUCGAAUAUGGCGACGGGACCACCGCAGGUGGGAGUAAACCAGUUGUGUGCAUUGCAUGCAGUCGACCGGUAAAACUGGAGACGCACAUCCAAGACACCAUCCACGACCGAUUACCAGCUGAACCCAUGGUCAAGGUCCCGCAUGAUCCCGUGCUGGACGUUCCGAUUGACGAGCCAGGUGACGAGUUCCAUGUGUACCGUGCUGGCUUUCGCAUGCCUUCAAACGACAAGCGACACAACUUGGGCAAGGGCAUGUUGCCGCUUCUGAACAGCAUGUCGCCGACAGCGUCGCCAACAAGACGCAGCAGGAAAAAGCUCACAAGUCCUCAGUCAACAGAAUAGAGGAAACCACGCAUCCCCUUUGAUUGGCUGAAGAAGUUGCACAGAAAUCCUAAGAACAUUUUGAUUGGCUAAUUUCAUUUUCAAUCGAUUUACCAUGACAAUGCGAC